GUUUCCGAUCCCUUGCCUGGCCCCUGCUGUCCCUACCCUGCUAAACCCUGCUGUACCCUGCUAGGAGAUAAAAAGAAGGUGUGAAUGAGAGAAUGAAGAGAGAAAAGAGUUGAAGACCAGAAAAGAAGAAUGAAGCUAUGCCGCAGUCCCUCGCGCGCAAAAAAGGUAAACAAACCCUCAGUAGUGAACAUGGCAUCGAGGGGGAAGGUCGCGCCGGAGGAUCGCUGCGUGGAGGACCUGAAGGCGGAGAGGUCAAGGUGCUCCUUCAACAAGGCGGAGGUCACGAGGCUCCUGGACGGCGGGGAGGAGAAGACCAGCCAGAGGAGGAGGAUAGAGGAAGUGUUUCUCUCUGACCCCGAGUUCCUGGACCCCAUUCGCCCGGAGUAUCUGAGCCAUGAGGACCGGUACGCCAACGAGCUGCGGAAAGCCUGUUAUAUGAUACAGAAGUUCAACACGGACGAGGAGAUUCAGCAGCUGGUGGGGCAGAUGGAGGGGAUCAGGACGCUCAUGGGGUCGGGUCUUGGCGUGGCACUGACGAAGGAUGGCAACCCCCUGGCACUCCACUUUGUUAUGUUCAUGCCAGCCAUCAUGGGGCAGGGCACGGUGGAGCAGCAGGGCCUGUGGAUGGGGCGAGCGUGGAGUGGGGAGAUUGUGGGGACAUAUGCACAGACCGAGCUUGGCCAUGGGACGUUCCUGCGCGGCCUUGAGACAACUGCCACCUACGACCCCAAGACCCAGGAGUUUGUGUUGCACUCUCCCACCGUCACGUCAACCAAGUGGUGGCCUGGCGGAUUGGGCAAGACGGCCAACUACGCGGUGGUGAUGGCCCAGCUGUACACGCAGGGCCGGUGCCACGGGCCACACCCCUUCAUCGUGCAGCUCAGGGACGAGGACACGCACCGCUCCCUGCCCGGCGUGAUCCUGGGUGAGAUUGGUCCUCGUCUGGGCAUGAACACCAAUGAUAAUGGGUUCCUUCGCUUCACACACCACCGCAUCCCACGCACGCACCUCCUCAUGAAGCACUCACAGGUCCUGGAGGACGGCACAUACAUCAAACCCGCCAACGACAAGCUCGCCUACGGUACCAUGGUGUUUGUGCGGGUUGCCAUCUGUUUUGACGCGUACCGACAGCUGCAGCGCGCCACCACCAUCGCCACACGCUACUCCGCCAUUCGCCGUCAGUCUGAGCUUGUCCCUGGGGAGCCCGAGCCACAGAUCUUGGAGUACCAGACGCAGCAGUACAAGCUCCUCCCACUCAUCGCCACAGUUUUCGGCAUCCACUUCUCCGCCCAGAGCCUGUGGGACACCUACAAUGAGGUCACCGGCAGCAUCAACAACGGCAACCUUGACCUGCUGCCUGAGCUUCACGCUCUGUCCUGCGGCCUCAAAGCGCUGAGUUCCAACGACGCAGCGUUCGGCGUUGACACAUGCCGCCUGGCGUGUGGUGGGCAUGGCUACCUCUCUUCCUCCAACCUCCCGCGCAUCUACACCACCACCACCGCCGCCAUCACCUACGAGGGCGAGAACACCGUCAUGUGGCUGCAGGUGGCAAGGUACCUCAUCAAGUCGUACCGGGAGGCUCGUCAGGGGCAGCCUCUCCACCGCUCCGUGUCCUACCUCACCGCCCAGCCUGCCUCCGCCACCUCACCCAAGCCUGAUCUUACCAACUCGGCGCUGGUCGAGGCAUACCGUCGCGCCGUGUCCUACCUGGUGGUGGAGGCUGCGGCGAGGCUCCAGAAGCAGUGUGACAUGGGCCGCCAGUUUGAGCAUGCUUGGAACACCUGCUCGGUCCAGCUGGCAAGGUGUGCGCAGGUCCACAUCCGUUACUUCACCUGCGAGAAGUUCCUGGACGGCGUGGAGAGGGCGGAGGUGGGUGAGGCGACGCGCGGAGUGCUACUCAGGCUGUGUCGACUCUACCUGGUCUUCCACAUCCUCAAUAACCAGGGCGACUUCCUCAGGAGUAGCGCCCUCACUCCCCUGGACAUGAGCACACUGGAGGGGGAGCUGUCCGCCCUGCUCGCUGCACUACGCCCUGAUGCUGUCUCGCUGGUGGACUCCUUCGACAUUCACGACCGCAUCCUGGAUUCAACGCUCGGCUGCUGGGAUGGCAAUGUCUACAACAGGAUGUUCGAGGAGGCUAAGAAGUCCCCAAUGAACCAGAAGGACGUGCCUGAUGCCUACUACAAAUACCUGCAGCCACUCCUCAAAUCCAACCUCUAAACCACCACUACUGCCUCUGCCUAUCCUGGACCAGGUUGGAGGGCUGUAAGGUAGGUCAGUAGGUCAGGGGUGGUUGGUAGUACUGUAGGGUGUAUUGUUGCCAAGUUGAGAUGUUUGUAGGAAGGGAGAAUGGGAUGAGAGAAAGAUGAGAAAAUAUGAGUGAGUGAGACUUAUUUUACGAGCGUUUUUUUUCUUUUAAUCUUUUUUUAGGCAAUUCAAGUGGUUGGUUUGUACUGUAAAGUGUAGUGUUGCCUAGUAGAGAUGUUUGAAGAUCAGAUGGUAGUGGAAGAGUAAUUAUGAGGGAUGGUUUCUGUUAUCAAUGCAGUAUAAUUUUUUUCGCCUGAGCUGUUUUGUGGUUGCGUUGGAGGGUUAACAAAUAAGUGUUCUGUCGUGCAAAUGCUCUUCGAUAUGUGAGGCGUCUGAGGAAAGGCAUGAGGGAUGAAGUACAUUUUGUAGUUUGCACUGGGAAAGCAAAGGUUACCUGUGUCCCAGGAGGAACAAAAUAUAAGCUGCAAAAGAAAAGCAACCCUUGGUACAUCAAAGACAAGGUUGCUAUUUUCCUGCAGCUAACUUGUUUCUUGUUCUUCCUAGGAUCCAUAACUUGGCCUGCCUUCCCAGAGCAAACUAGAAAAAAAUGGCUUUGACCCAGGGAUGGAGUAUUCAUAUUUGAAUACAUUCAAAUAUUGUAUUUGGGUAUAUUCAUAUUCAUAUAAUCAUUGAUAGAUGUCAGAGUGUUCUCAUUCGUAUUCGAAUACAAGGGAAAAGUAUUCGUAUUCUGAGAAUAAUCUGACGAAUACUUCAAAAUUUAUUAUCAGCAAUACCAGCCGUUGUUCUUUACAACUCCAGCCUCCUGGGUGGACAUGUAGCGGUCGUGUACAGCACAGGUUCGCAGACUGUGAAAGCGCAGUGUAUAAAGUCUGACUCAGUUGCCCCUUGCCAGUGUGGACGGUGCGUGUGCUCAUGUCACUGUUGCACAACUUUAGAACAUUGCUGUGCCCAGUUACGUCAAGAUGGUAUUUUUUCAAUGAAAAGUAUUCAUGAAUAUCCAUGAAUACAUUCAAGAAGUAUAUAUUUGUAUUUAAAUUAAAACCAUUUCAUUGUAUUCAAAUUUAUAUUCGUAUUCGAUGGAAUUUGAAGUAUUUGUAUUUGUAUGAGAAUACACAGCUCUUGUAUUCACUCCUUCCCUGCUUUGUCCCUUGUGCCUCUUCUCCAGACGCCUCACACUGUGUGGUGGGGCCAAGUGUGUGAGUGUGAGGGAGACCGACACAUUUCUCCGAUGGUGCUAGAGGAAUAAACGGUGUAUUAAAUGUGUAUAUAGAGGUUUAUAUAUAGAGAAGUGAGAGGGAAUCAAAAACCUGUAAACAUACGUAUAUGUAAAUAUACUGAUGAUGUAUUUGAAUUUUGGCAUCCAGGAGAAGGGGACGGGAUGCAGCCAGUUUUCUAUAAGUUUGCACCGGGAAAGGCAGGGCAGGGCAAGGCAAGGCUACACAUUAUAGGAAGAACAACAAAUUAGGUACAAGGGAAUAGCAGCUUUGUAUUUGGUGUAUGGAGGGUCAUUUUUACCUUGCACCUUUUAUCUUGUUUUGGGAUGUGUAAAAAUUAGCUCUGUCCUUUCCGCCCCUUCUCCGGACACCUCAUAUGUGAAGUAUCAUAUGUAAACAGUAGCUGGUGUAGUGGUGUGUAGUGUUUGAAGUGUAAGUGGACUGUAGUGUGUAGCUGAAAAGUCUAUUCUUGUAUAUUGUAAGUGUGUCUGUUGGAUAUGGAAGGCAAAACACUUCUUGAGAUGCAUGUUGUACCCAAGUAAAUGCCUCUGAAUGAAG
Messenger RNA from Eriocheir sinensis (Chinese mitten crab), 4040 nucleotides. It is a transcript of the gene ACOX1, whose product is annotated as probable peroxisomal acyl-coenzyme A oxidase 1. Gene Ontology annotation, biological process: fatty acid beta-oxidation using acyl-CoA oxidase; lipid homeostasis. Bases 130 to 2220 code for a protein of 696 amino acids. NCBI's taxonomy places the organism in Eukaryota, Metazoa, Arthropoda, Malacostraca, Decapoda, Varunidae. The transcript is spliced from 15 exons. Gene Ontology annotation, molecular function: fatty acid binding; FAD binding; acyl-CoA oxidase activity. Gene Ontology annotation, cellular component: peroxisome. The record is from RefSeq and is a predicted model, not a curated record.